Molecule: messenger RNA, 2173 nt
Organism: Gadus macrocephalus (Pacific cod)
Lineage: Eukaryota; Metazoa; Chordata; Actinopteri; Gadiformes; Gadidae
Product: wolframin-like
Exons: 11
Coding region: 170-2164 (664 amino acids)
Biological process (GO): calcium ion homeostasis; endoplasmic reticulum unfolded protein response
Cellular component (GO): endoplasmic reticulum membrane; endoplasmic reticulum
Molecular function (GO): protein binding
Source: RefSeq, a predicted model, not a curated record
ACUGCUAUGGCUAGAGACUGUAAAGGUGCAGCCAAACAGUUUCUGGUUUCAGUGUACUGUACAGAGCUAAUGGACCCCAGCAAAGAAAUCACCCUUAAGUUCUGACUUUAACAGGAAUGGGGUUUUGCCUUGAAGAAGUCUUCAAAGUAAAAAAUCAGCCUCUCAAGAAAUGGAUUCCCUUUCACCUUUAGACGUUGACGACAUUGAACAAAUGUCUGCCGUUAUUCCAUCCAACAACAAAUCGUCUUCUGAGUCUAAUGCAGCCCCCGUCCCGCCGACAUCUACCUCCCCAAAUCCUAGCCACACCGCUUGUCCUGAGCCUCAUGCAGUCAUUGCUGACCUCCCUCUUGCAACCACCAUGUCACCUAAAGCCCCCGCCAAACGCACAUUCGCUGCCAUUGCCAAAAAGGUGAUCAUCCAAGAGCGAUUCAGGAAGGCAGAGGAGGAGGAUGCAGCAGAUGAAGACGAUGAGGAAGAGCCAGAGGAGAAGGAGUUAACUUUGGAGCAGCUGGAGGGGAAAGCACAAGCUGGAGAUGCCCGAGCUCAGACCCAGUUGGGUCAACAUUACCUGAUUGUAGCCGAGGAGAGGGACACAGAACUUAACAACAGUCUUGCAGUGAGGUGGUUACUGAAAGCCGCCAAGCAGGGAAGAAGAGGGGCAGCUCGUCUUCUUCAGCGCUGCUGGAUCCAAAAUAAAGGCAUCAGCCCAGACAACGAGGAUGAAGUGCGUAGGCUGUCCACAGAGAGUAAGUUUGAGCUGGCCGUGCGUAAGGCAGCCAUGUUGAUGUACUGGAAGCUUAACCCAGACAGGAAACCAAAGGUGGCCAUGACUGAGCUGCUGGAAAACGUCAGUCAAGUCAACAACCAGCCAGGUGGCAUCCCUGGACCAACCGCAGGCCAGACCCAAAAGAUCUUACAGAGCAUGGUCAGCAACAGGUCUCAGGAUCUGGUGGACCUGGAUGACUUUGUUGAGAUCACUAAGCAGUUUGCCCAGGGCAUGGCCGCCCCAGCCUCCCCUCCCCGCACCGUGACGCAGGAGAACAAGAGCAAGGUAGCGCUCAUGUCUUCACGACUAGUGCUGGCACGACUAGUGCUAGCACGGCAACAGGAGAUAGGAUCCAAAUACACAGGAGAAUUCAGGAAAUGUAACAAAAAGGCUUUAAUAACGAAAUCCCCCAGAUCUAAGUUACAAUAUCAGAUGGACAGCCAGGAUCCUGGAGAGGGACUGAGCAGGAUAUCUACGGCGGACGGCCUGGAUUCCGAUGCUGUUGGAUUUUGUGUAUGUGCUUGUGUGUGUACUCACGUGUGUGUGUCCGUGUGUGUCCAUGUGUUUAUGCAGAGCCCAGACCCACUCCCACAACCAGGAAGGAAGACAUCUAAGGGUUCCUGGGGCCUGGCCCAGGGAGGGAUGAUGCUGAACUCUAGGCGCAGCGGAGCCCUGAUUAGAGCCAUGGCCUUAAGGUCAAACUUCAUGAUGCUCCAGUACCCCCUCCACAUUGUGAUGGAGGUGAAGGAGCACCUGGUGGACUGGGCGUCGCGCGCUGGCGUCCUGUGGCUCAGCACCUUAAUCCCCACGCAGCACGUCAACGCCCUCAUCUUCUUCUUCAUCAUCAGCAAUCUGACAGUGGACCUGUUCGCCUUCGUAAUCCCCCUGGUCGUCUUCUACAUGUCCUUCAUCUCCAUGAUCUUCUGCACUCUGCGCGUUUUCCAAAGAAGCAAGAUGUGGGAGAACUUCAGUACCCUCACCGCCCUCCUUACACGCUUUGAGCCGGGGCUGGACGUGGAACAGGCCGAGAGCAACUUCAGCUGGAACAAUCUAGAACCACACCUGUACUUCAUCCUCUCUGUCUUCUUCGUCAUUUUCUCCUUCCCUGUAGCAGACAAGAUCUGGAUCCCCUGUUCAGAGCUGGCCACCGUGGCCAUCUUCUUCUUCGUCAUCAGUUACUUGAGCCUGAGCCCUGCUGCGGCCACCUACGCACGGCGGGCCAUGGUCAUAGAGGUGGCGUCAUCUCUGUGUUACCUGACUCGCUUCCUUCCAGAAAAGAUGGCCAUCCGCAUUUUGGGGCGCACCUUUGCUACUCUGCCACUAGGGGAGUCUGUGGUGCUGAAGCUCAGUCUGCCCUGCCUGCUAUAUGUUUAUCUAUUCUACCUGUUCUUCAGGUGAGCAGAGAGA